UAGCUCUCUAUAUAAAGCUCAUCUAUUUGUAGCCAAACACUCAUAUACCAGAGUUUCAUUUCCAUUAAAAGUGAUUUGGGUUGCUUUGAAAUCUCUGGUGAUCUGAAUUUUCAGCGGUUUCAAGGGUCAACAUAGAGAUUUAAUGAGCAUGUCUAUGGUAACAUCCAUCAGUUCUAACAUCCAUUUCCUCAAUCUUCCUCGCCAUCGAUCACAUCCCAGCAUCCAUAAUUCUUCUCCAAGUUUAGAGAUUUCCAAAUUAAAGCAUGGAUAUUUGUCCUUGGCGAAUCGAAGUGCUCAAACUGGCCGUAUCCGCCGUGGAAUCCGAAGCGAACUCCAUGCAAUAAUGGACGAUAACCUUCUAUCAGGAGCUCCACAACUUCCACACAUCUUCCCAGACUGGGCAAGUUGGGUUUUGGGAUCGAUAUUCACAAUAAUCAUACCACUUUGGAAGCUAAAAGGUGGAUUCUUACAAAAAUUAGGAAGUAAGGUAGAAGAGGCUGUAGAUGUUGUAGACGAUGUAGUUGAGGCUGUUGAAGAUGUAGUUGAGGUCGUGGAAGAUGUCGCUGAGGCAGUAGAGAAGGCAUCUUCGGAUAUGGCUGAUAAUCUUUCCAACGGUGGGAUGCUUAGGGAUGCAGUCUUGUGGGUUGAGAAUGCGUCGAAAGAAUUGAGGGAGGAUGCCCAGGAGGCAUUAGAAUUCAUCGACAAGGUAGAUGACUUGACGGAAGAAGUGGAGAAAAAGGUAGACGCACUGUUUGAUUCCUUGAAGGAGGAUGAAGGAGAGGCUAUAGAAAAAGAAGCCAAGGUGGAGACAGUGGUGGGCCAGACCAUCACAGAAAAUGUGAAGGUUGUGGAAAAUGCAGCACCAGUUAAACAAGAAGCACAGGUACGGCAGUCAUGACAGAAAGUCGACGAUAGUUGCUCGAAGUGGACGUUUGACUUCUCAAAUGCACGAGAGCCACUCGAAAAAGAUAUUGGCCUAGAAACGAUCUCCACCAUUAGUUGAUAGUGCCGCCCAUGACCCGUGCUGUAAUUACAUGUAGCUUUUUUUUUUUCAUUUAUUCUUCUCAUCAAGCAAUUUAUUAGACGUUAUAAUUUAAAAUUUAUUCUUGUCAUCAA
Magnolia sinica is the source of this 1116-nucleotide messenger RNA. RefSeq lists its product as uncharacterized. The transcript has 5 exons. The record is from RefSeq and is a predicted model, not a curated record. The coding region runs from base 143 to 898 and encodes 251 amino acids. NCBI's taxonomy places the organism in Eukaryota, Viridiplantae, Streptophyta, Magnoliopsida, Magnoliales, Magnoliaceae.